Cylicostephanus goldi is the source of this 609-nucleotide messenger RNA. NCBI's taxonomy places the organism in Eukaryota, Metazoa, Nematoda, Chromadorea, Rhabditida, Strongylidae. The record is from the annotation of a GenBank genome assembly.
AUGGUGCCGCGUGAUGAGAAAUAUCUGGAAACGCUCGGUUCACCAUUUGUUUCCUUUUAUGAUCUGCUGAUGAUAAACACCCAUUACAAUUGUCUUGAUAAGUGUAAGUUUAAGCCAUCAGCUGCAAAAUGUGAGAACGGCGGAUUUCCAAAUCCUAGAAAGUGCAAGAGAUGCAUUUGUCCGAGCGGUUACGGUGGGAGACUAUGCAACAAACGACCACGUGGAUGUGGAAAAACUUUGUAUGCCGACUAUUCGUAUAACAUCUUUGAAGAUGCCGUCGGUACAGGCCCAGACACCGGAGAGAGCGAAGACUUCCGUGUUUGCCAUUACUGGAUACAGGCACCAGAAGGAAAAAGGAUCGAAGUGACACUCAUGAGCUUUUCGGAGGGUUACAGAAGCCCUGGAUGCAGAUAUGCAGGAGUGGAAAUCAAGACAAAUAGGGACCAACGUAUGACGGGCUAUAGAUUCUGCUCCCACGAAGACGCAGGAACGGUUUUGGUGUCGGAGUCCAAUAUCGUUCCAGUUAUAACCUAUAACAGAGCUGACCAAUCAAAGACUGUUCUCCGCUAUCGCAUGGGUACCACAUUUGUGGCAGUUUCUAUGACAUGA